Molecule: messenger RNA, 1690 nt
Organism: Patiria miniata (bat star)
Lineage: Eukaryota; Metazoa; Echinodermata; Asteroidea; Valvatida; Asterinidae
Gene: shpk
Product: sedoheptulokinase-like
Exons: 3
Coding region: 156-1565 (469 amino acids)
Biological process (GO): cellular response to lipopolysaccharide; carbohydrate metabolic process
Cellular component (GO): cytosol
Molecular function (GO): sedoheptulokinase activity
Source: RefSeq, a predicted model, not a curated record
CGUGCCGUCCGAAGUCCGGUCAUAAUCUAAUUGGGCGUUUAGGAAUCAGCUGUUGAUGUUGAUGUCAACAGACUAGACAUGACAGAGCGAAAUGAAUUGAAUUUGAAAGGGUUUUGCUUUUCUUUUAUAAGUUGCUCCAUCAGCACCAAUUUGUCAUGGCAACCGGUUCAAAGUUUGUGUUAGGAAUAGAUAUAGGUACGACUUCUGUGAAAGUGUCUCUGUACGAUCCCCAAUCCAAGCAAACACUUCAAAGUGCCGCUUGUGAAACACACGCAAAGAUCUCCCACGAUCGGCAACCUUCCGGUGCGGCCGAACAGGAUGUGGGAAAGAUCUUGGAAGCUUGUGAGACGUGCUUGAGAAAACUGGAUGCAGAAUGCCUGAAAUUGGUCAAGCGCAUUGGGGUUGCUGGCCAAAUGCAUGGUUGUGUCUGUUGGAACUACGGGAAUGAAGAAACAGACACAAUUUCAGGCCUGAGCAAAAUAAAAUGGUUUGAGAAAUCAGUAAUCUGCAGUCGACUUUUUACCUGGCAAGAUUCCAGAUGCACUCCAGAUUUCAUUGCUUCUCUACCGACGCCAGUUUCGCAUCUUCGGCUGGCAACUGGGCAUGGAUGCGCCACUCUGUUCUGGUUACAGAGGCACUUGCCAGAGUUUGUGCAGAAAUUUCAGUAUGCAGGGACAGUAAUGGAUCUUUUGGUGAAUGUGUUGUGCGGUCUUGAUGAGAAACCUGUCAUGUCUGUUCAAAAUGCAGCUAGUUGGGGGUAUUUCAAUGUUGAAGAGAAACGGUGGAAUAAGGAAAUACUGUCAUCAGCAGGUUUUCCAGUUCAUCUGUUGCCAAAGGUCGUUGACCCUGGAUCCAUUGUCGGCAAGCUGCAGUCAUCUUGGCAUGGUAUCCCAGCAGGCUGUGAGGUUGGGGUUGCCAUGGGAGACCUGCCAUGCUCAGUUCUACCAUCCAUGCAGUCACAAUCUGAUGCUGUUGUGAACAUCAGUACGUCAGCACAGCUUGUCACCAGUACACCGCCUGGCUUCCACCCACCAAAAUCUACUCCUACAUGUAGCUCAACGGUCGAGUAUUUCCCUUAUUUCAGAGGGCAGUACCUUGCAGUAGCUGCAGCACUCACUGGCGGCAAUGUGCUGGAUUACUUCGUCUCGACGCUGCAGGAACUGGCAAGCGAGUUUGGUUUUCGGAUCACAAAAGACGAAGCUUACAGGAAAAUGAUUGAGAAAGGGCAAGAAGUGGAAGACACCGAUCUUGUAAUUUGCCCGACUUUGUAUGGAGAGAGGCAUGUUCCAUCUCAGCACGCCAGCAUUCAGAACCUGACCACAGCGAAUACGAGUAUUGGAGAUACAACACGGGCGUUGUGUCGAGGCAUCGUUAGGAAUCUCCACGAUAUGAUGUCAAGGAAGGAUCUAACGGACAGAGGUGUGACAAGGAUUAUUGGAUGCGGAAGUGGUCUGCUGAGGAAUAAAGUCUUGAUGCAAGAAUUGGAGAGGAUGUUCCAGUUGCCUGUGGAGUAUAGGCAAGGGGGUGACGCGGCUGAAGGUGCAGCUAUUGCUAUGCUACAGUGACAGAUGAGUGAAUGCUCACGGACUUCAUUGCAUGAACAGAUGAUGUUGCUUUAACCCUUACGUACCUGAAUCCAUCAAAAUCCACACCCCUAUUUUGGAGGAUUUCGGCGAAUUUAUGAUACCUC